AUGGCAUAUGAUGGAGAAAAGGUUCAACAAUCAUUAACAGAGAAGCAAAAAAUCCAGAAGAAAUAUUUUGACCGAGGAAGUAAAACUUUAACACCGUUACAGGAGGGAGAUACUGUGAGGAUGAGAUGCGGAAACACCUGGGAACCAGCCAGGUUAGUGGGAGAAUCUAAACAAGGAGAACCUAGAUAGUUUUGUUGUGACCACUAAUAACAAAGAAUACCGGACGAAUAGAAAACAUAUACUAAAGACUUCAGAAGAAAUUCGUUCAAGUCCAGAGAAGACCAGUACAAUAGACAUGGAAGAACCUGUUUAUAGCGAGUAUGAUACAGUGGGAGUAUAUGGUGAGAAGCAAAUUGAAACAAGUGGCAAUAGCAUACAAGAAGAAACUAAUGGGACAUUAGUGAAAUCACCAGUUGUAAGUAAAGUUAGUGGCAGAGUCAUCAGAAGACCUGCCAGGUAUAUGUCUUGAUUUUGUCUAGUAUAUCAGUUUAAUUCAUUAUAAAGUAUAUUAUCUUAAUGUUUUUUUUAAAAAAAAAAGCGAAUAAAAAAAACUAUAGUAGGUAAUUGACAUCUUAGAAACAAGUAGACAUUGAUGGACAUUUUUCAUAUUUAGAACUUUAAUAGUAAUCUAGUAGCUUAUUGACAUUUAUGGACAUUUUUCAUUUUUAAAACUUUAAUAAUUUAGUUUUAUUAGACUUAGAAAGAAGGUGCAACAAUAUAUGUAUGUUUGGGUUACCGGUGCUGUAGAUAGUAUAAAUAAGUGGACUGAGGAAUUCAAUACAGAUGAUAUACCACCAUCUUGUAUUCAGAGUUAUUACAGCGCUGAAGUUUGA
Messenger RNA from Paramuricea clavata, 833 nucleotides. The record is from the annotation of a GenBank genome assembly. NCBI's taxonomy places the organism in Eukaryota, Metazoa, Cnidaria, Anthozoa, Malacalcyonacea, Plexauridae.